AUGGUCUGGCCUGCAAAUGGAAUGUCGCCGUGGGGAUUUGGUAUGGGUUUUGAGAUUUUUUGAGGUUUUUUGAGAAUUUUUGAAAUUUUUUGGAGGCAUUUUGAUACUUUUUGGAGUUUUUUUUUGAAUUUUUUUGAGAUUUUUUAUUAUUUUUGAGAAUUUUUGAUAAUGGCCUGGAAAUGGAAUGCCUCCGAGAGGCUUUUGUAGGAUUUUUGAAAUUAUUUGGCCAUUUUUUGGAGGCAUUUUGAUACUUUUUUGGCAUUUUUUUCAAAUUUUUUGAAAUUUUUUUUCUGAUUUUUGGUAAUUUUAAAUGUUCAAAUUUUUUUUUCUGGCUUCGCUGGUAAUCGUAGCACAUUUCUAGAUCUUUUUCAGCCUUAUUUGGCGAUUUUUUUAAAUUUUUUGGCAUUUUUUGCGAUUUUUUGAUAUUUUUUGAGAUUUUUUGACUCUCUAAGCAAUUUCCUUUGCGAUAAUCAAUUUUUUAUGCCCGUAGAGUCCAAAUUCUCUACAUUCUAUAGGGACCAAUUUGGCAUCCCCAAUUUCUCAUACAUUUAGUGCAAAGUUUGCAUAAAAAUUGAAUUUUUGCUCAUUUGGGGGUCAUUUUCAUUCUGGGGUGAGGUUGGUGACCGCUCUCAGAGCUCCGAAGUUUUUUCGCCCUUCAGAAAAAGUUGUAAAUACAAGUAAAAAAAUAAAAGUUAAGCAUACCUGAGGUCAUUAACAACAUGUCCUAGGGGUUCUCUGACAUUUUCAAUAAAUGAAGUACAAUAUUUGACGAAAAAGGGGGUACCACAAUUUUUUAGUAGGUUUUCUGCUGGGGUUUAGAUUACAUUUUCAUGAUUAAUAGGAUACAGGCAUAUUAGAGACACUUUAUUUGCAAAAUCAACGCGUUUUUUAAGGCGAACUAUGAUAAAUGAAGUUUAUAUAAGUUUGAAUUGUAAAGAGACGUAAUCUGAAUGAAAGCGAUUGUGUUAAAUACAAGCAACUCGUAUUUUUCACAUUUAUUACGGUUAUUGUGCCAUUUAGGAAUUGUUUCAUAACUUCGCAAUUCUUUUUCAUUCAAAAUUUAGAUCUUUGAGAGCUCUGAGAGAGCGGUCACCAACCUCACCCCAGAAUGAAAAUGACCCCCAAAUGAGCAAAAAUUCAAUUUUUAUGCAGAUUUUGCACUAAAUGUAUGAGAAAUUGGGGUUGCCAAAUUGGUCCUAGGUGAUUUUUUGAAAAUCCGAAAAUUUGCAUAAAUUUGCAUAUUUUCAAAAAUUCAAAAAUUUUUUAUUCUAAAUCUUCCCAAUUUUCAGAACAAGUCAGUCGGAAACGCUCCCACCCUUCCUACAUUGCCCCGCUGAACGCCGAGCCCCAUUUUGAUGGACAAGGCAGACGCACCGAACUGCCCGUGAAACGCUCCCACAUUGACCAAGCCUUCGCGCCUCAGCCGCCCGGCCCCUUCGGAACCAUCUUCCUGACGUCCCAUGGCCCGCCGCUAACCCCUCAACGCCGCUGCAUGGGACCAUUUGGCGAUGGAAUUUGA
Molecule: messenger RNA, 1519 nt
Organism: Bursaphelenchus xylophilus (pine wood nematode)
Lineage: Eukaryota; Metazoa; Nematoda; Chromadorea; Rhabditida; Aphelenchoididae
Source: the annotation of a GenBank genome assembly